Molecule: messenger RNA, 4102 nt
Organism: Labeo rohita (rohu)
Lineage: Eukaryota; Metazoa; Chordata; Actinopteri; Cypriniformes; Cyprinidae
Gene: pomgnt2
Product: protein O-linked mannose N-acetylglucosaminyltransferase 2 (beta 1,4-)
Exons: 2
Coding region: 299-2047 (582 amino acids)
Biological process (GO): protein O-linked glycosylation via mannose
Cellular component (GO): endoplasmic reticulum
Molecular function (GO): protein O-acetylglucosaminyltransferase activity; protein binding
Source: RefSeq, a predicted model, not a curated record
ACUUCUUCAGCAGCUGGGUAAAUGCUGGCAGAAUACGCGCGACAGAGUCGAUUUUGCGCUACGUAGCGAUAAAAUUAACACUCGAUCAGUUAGUCACAAUGGUGAAUGAACACAUCGUGUAUUUAGCCCAAUAGGCCCGGAAAUGCUGCGUUGGUACGAUGUAAAGUUGUAAAUGAUCAUUGGCACUGGUUUGCUGGAGCUGCUGUUGAAAGUGUAUCCGCAGUGAAUUCACAUCACUUCGUCCUGGCUCACCUUUUCCACAGGUGGAGCAUGAGUGUGUGGUCGGAGCUCUGCUGCGAUGCGUGCUAUUGGGUGUAGGAUGAACCUGCCGGCAGUGCUGAAUGGCCUGCUGGUGUCAGUGGUGGCUGCCUUGCUUUGGAAAUACGUUCGGUUGAUUGAACACACAUCACAGUUGGAAGAGGAGCUACAGCUUACACGCCAAUCACAGGAGUUCUCACAGGUGCGUAUUGACUACCACGGUGCCCUGUUAGCACUCCAAGAGCAUGGCACCAGAAUGGUGUGCACUGGCAAGAUGCACACCGAUCGCAUCUGCCGCUUCGACUACCUCUGCUACUGCACGGAGGCUGAGGAGUUUGUAUUCUUCCACAGUAAUGCCUCUGUGAUGCUGCCCAACCUUGGUCCUCGCCGUUUUCAGCCCGCCCUGCUGGACCUCUCGUCUGUAGAAGACCACAACACUCAAUAUUUUAACUUUCUCGAGCUCCCGGCAGCAGCUCUGAAGUUCAUGCCGAAACCUGUGUUUGUGCCAGAUGUCACUCUAAUUCUAAACCGUUUUAACCCGGACAACCUCAUGCACAUUUUCCACGAUGAUCUUUUGCCUAUCUACUACACCAUGCAGCAGUAUUCAGACUUGGAUGAUGAGGCCAGGCUUGUCUUCAUGGAGGGUUGGAGUGAAGGGGCUCACUUCGAUCUCUACCGCUUGCUCAGCAGCAAGCAACCACUUCUCAAGGAGCAGUUGAAGACCUUUGGCAAGCUCAUGUGCUUCACCAAGUCCUACGUGGGACUGUCAAAGAUGACAACAUGGUACCAAUAUGGGUUUGUGCAACCGCAAGGACCCAAAGCCAAUAUUUUGAUUUCAGGUAACGAGAUCCGCCAGUUUGCUUCAUUUUUGGUGGAGAGGCUUAACGUCACGCGAGAGGAGGGCGAUGACUACAUUGUAGUUUUUAAACGUACCACUAACAGGCUCAUCCUCAAUGAGGCAGAACUACUUCUGGCUUUAGCCCAAGAGUUUCAGAUGAGGACUGUCACAGUGUCUUUGGAGGAGCAGCCGUUUGAUAGCAUUAUCCAAAUUAUCAGAGGGGCAACUAUGUUGGUGAGCAUGCACGGAGCCCAGAUGAUCACCUCUAUGUUCUUGCCUCGUGGUGCCGCUGUGGUUGAACUCUUCCCUUACGCUAUAAACCCAGAGCAGUACACUCCCUACAAAACCUUGGCCUCCUUACCUGGCAUGGACCUUCAGUAUGUCGCAUGGAGAAAUACCAUGGAAGAGAACACCGUUACAUAUCCUGAUCGCCCCUGGGAUCAAGGUGGCAUCGUCCACCUUGAGAAGGAGGAACAAGAACGGAUCCUUGCCAGCAAGGAGGUGCCAAGACAUCUUUGCUGUCGCAAUCCAGAGUGGCUUUUUCGCAUUUACCAGGACACUACUGUGGACAUUGCCUCUUUUCUGGAAGUACUUAGAGAAACUCUAAAAAAGCCUAAUCUGAAAAAGGCCAAGGUGGCUAGCACUGUACAUCCUGGUCGAGUCAGAGAGCCAAAGUGCCAGACGUCAGUACAGGCCACCAAUGAAGCAAAGCUCUCAGUGUCAUGGCAGAUCCCUUGGAACCUGAAGUACUUGAAGGUUAAAGAGGUGAAAUAUGAAGUGUGGAUCCAAGAGCAGGGAGAGAACACAUAUAUGCCUUACAUUCUGCCCCAUCAGAACUACACCUUCUCGGAGAACAUCAAACCCUUUACCACAUAUUUAGUAUGGGUGCGCUGUAUUUUUAACAAGAACCUCUUGGGUCCAUUUGCAGAUGUUCUUAUAUGUAAAACUUGAUUCGGUAAUCAGGUUAGAUGUAACACUGUCAGCUAGCAAAGAGUUAAUGUGAAGAUUAAUUCUCAGGAGCUAUCCUGAAAACUAAAAGGUAUGACAUGGGUGAAUUGUUUUCGGACUCGGUUGUCACUCUUAUGACUUGAUUGUUCUUCAUGGUCCUAAUGGAGUGUCACGAACUGAGAGAACAAAUGGCCUGACUGCAGUGAAGGUUAGAAGAGAAUGCAGUUUACCAAACUGCCAGUUCUUUUAGUUCAUACCACCUUCUAAGCAAAGUUCUCAGUGACUUUAUUUAUCAGAAAUGUAAUGCAUAAUUUAAAUUUAUAUUUAUAGGUCCAAGACACUGGUUUUGUCUGACACCUGCUUUUGUUAACUAAAAUAAUACACAAAUUUCUGUGGCUUAAGCAACAUGUGAGUUUUAUGUGACUUAGUGAGUGUGCCCUAUCUUGCCCAAGGUUUUGCAUUGUAUUUUUCAUUGACUUUAGUUAUGAAGAAGCUUUUUUUUUGAGAGGGUUUAGAAAUAGAGUAUGAAGUAACUGCAAGAAAAUAGAAGAAAAAAAUAAAAGUGAACUUAAGAUAAACAUUAUACUUUUUAAAAAAAUAGGCUGCUGUUGCGUGGGUUAACUGUAAGUUUCCGGCAAUAUUGAUGUUCUUUUUAUUUUUUAUUUUUAUUUUAACCAGCCUCAAAAACACUGAUUAUCUACCUGUUCAAUGGGAAAUUAAUUUGUUUGCUAGUGAGAUCUAUCAAAUCGCAUCACAGACAGAAGACUUAGAUGUCCAAGUCAGUAGUAUCUUUGAUGACUUGAGUGAAAUAGUUAAGAUAGUGUCCUGAAAUUUGAAAGUCUUGUUUUUUUUUUUUUGUUUUGUUGGUGGCAUGUCAGUAAUUACUUCAAUGUUAAGUAAGUUGGAACCACUGUGUUAAGCAAGCUAGAGUUUUUGGUGAAAACAGCAUAGUGGCUAGUAGCACAAAGAAAAUAGGUUGAAACAUGGGAAAGGCCAAUUCAUGAACUGUAGAGUUUUUGAGUAACUGGCUAAAAGCAUUUGAUAAAUGUCGAGUAGAGGAGUAACAGUACUUUGAACAUUUUAUGACUGCAUAAGCCUUACAGAAUGCAAUAUUAAAGAUUUAAAGAUGAAUAUUUAUAUGAUGUGUAAAGAAACCACUGUUUAGAUGUGCUUCCUAUUCUGUCAUUCACCAAACAAACUUAAAACCGUAUCUAUAUCUGCUUUAGAAAAGGACAGUGCCAGUUUCUGUUGUUGUUUUUUUUACAUGCUCUCAUCUCCAUUUCUGCAAAGACAAGGUGUGUUUUGCCAGUUUAUGGAUUUUUGAGAAGAUGGAAACAUGUACUUUAUCUCUGCCUAUUAUUUAUUGAAGACAUCUCUGGAACGCUAUACAUACUGUAGCCCAGAUUUAUUAAAGUUGCACUGUGUGUUUAAAUUUGUUUCAGUGCUGUGAUCAAUGAAUAGAACAUGAGAAAUUCAACAACUAGCCACAAGCUUUGUUUCUCUGUUUUGUUCUGAAUGGCCUGUCAAGUCAUCUGUAUUUCUUUAUUUCUUUAUUUUUUUUUUCCCUUUUCCCACAGUGAGGUUUUAUUCUGUCCUUCACUUCGAGGACAUUCUGAAUUACAUGGGAGUGGAUAUAAACGAUGCUAAAAACAGAUUAAACAAGAACAUUUCUAAUUGAAAUUCGGAAACGGCAAACCUCAGCCAUGCAGUUUAUUAGCAUAACUCAGUGUUUCGAUGGUAAUUUUAUUCAAGUAUGAGGAUAAUAAAUGAAUUCUGUUUGUAAUACAAAAUAGCAGAAAUGUCCUUUGCAUAUAAUCAGAGAAAAAAACCUAGCAUGGAAAUCUUUAACUGUCUUUAACUACACUUUGAGUUGAGAAAUGUUUGUGGUUUCCCAUUCUCUCCUUUUAAUAAUUAGAUGAUAGUUUUUAACAUAGAAACAGUAUAUAUAGGAUUGCAGGCUUGGGUCCUGUAAACCGCUCCUUUCCCUGUGCCAGUUCAUGAGAUUUACCAUUAUGUGCCACUGGAAUGUCAUACAUCAUUUUUGUCACUUUUAUUAAA